Molecule: messenger RNA, 14601 nt
Organism: Xyrichtys novacula (pearly razorfish)
Lineage: Eukaryota; Metazoa; Chordata; Actinopteri; Labriformes; Labridae
Source: the annotation of a GenBank genome assembly
CCACAACACGCCUUAUAUAACAAGUGGGACGUUGAGGUUGUUUACAGUGUGAGUGCGUGCCUGAGAAAUGAAUGGUUACAAUGCAGCAUUAUUAUGCACUUCUCAAAUCCUCAUUAAUCCAAAUGAGCUCAACUGGCCUGUCAAUCACUCUGUUAAAAAGCAUAUUCGAAAUAUCAACUUUAAUAAUAACAGUGCACUUUCUGUCGUAAACACGUUCAUAAAACAUGUCGUGACGAGUUUAUGGUGUUGUUAUUCUGCACAACACUUUCGUUUUACAGCAUUCCCCUGAAGAUUGACUUGUUUUUCAAUGGAGCUUUGCUGAUAAUUUCAGUUUCUACAUGAGAAAGCAGGGCGGGGGCGGGGUUUUGGCGUGCUUGAAUUAUGAAAGCAGCCAAUGAGGAGCGCCGUAGUCAGGUGAUUGACAGGCACGGCCCCCCUAUGACUCUGUGUUUUAUUCUGUUUUUAGAGCAGCAGCAGCGUCACAUGUUGUUUUUCUCCACGAUCGGAUCGAGUCGCGCAGCACUGUCUCUCUCACCGUGGCUGACGGCGGACACGCAUAUCGGUGUCUGCAAUGGAUCCGGUUUAAAAACGGGUGAGCUUUGAGUUUCUUAUACAUUGAGUUUAUUAUUUUUGUUGCUCUAAAAAGAAGUGGAAAGAAAUGGCAAGUCCUCCAGCGACAACAGGGGGACACCUGUUAUCUAACGGGACGAACGGAGUGAAGAAGUGCGGGUACCUGAGGAAGCAGAAACACGGACACAGGCGCUUUUUUGUCCUCCGAGAGCCCACGGAGCGAUACCCCGCGAGGUUGGAGUAUUACGAGAGCGAGAAGAAAUGGAGGAACAAGUCCGCAGCGAAACGGGUCAUUACUUUGGACUCCUGUCUGUGCGUAAACAAACGCGCCGACGCCAAACACAAGCACCUCAUCGCCCUCUACACCAAGGACGAGUACUUCGCCGUGGCUGCCGACAACGAGCAGGAGCAGGAGAGCUGGUACACUGUGUUGACUGAUCUAAUAGCCGAGGGGAAAGUGUACGACAGCCCAGCUUCCACUUCCUCUUUAGUGGGCUUUGAGGAAUCCAGCUAUGGACUUAUUACUCCUGCAACAGCUGCUUACAAAGAGGUCUGGCAAGUCAACUUGAAAUCCAAAGGUUUGGGUCAAAUCAAGAACCUCACUGGAGUGUACAGGCUGUGUUUGUCGAGCAGAACCAUCAGCUUUGUCAAACUGAACUCAGAAACAGCUGCUGUGAGUUUACAGCUCAUGAACAUUCGCAGAUGCGGUCAUUCGGACAGCUUCUUCUUCAUUGAGGUGGGGAGGUCAGCGGUCACUGGACCAGGGGAGUUCUGGAUGCAGGCGGAGGACUCUGUGGUGGCGCAGAACAUCCACGAGACCAUCCUCGAAGCCAUGAAAGCCAUGAAGGAGCUCUCAGAGUUCAGGCCGCGCAGCAAAAGCCAGUCGGCCAGCACUAACCCCAUCUCUGUGCCCACAAGACGCAACCUCAACAACCUCCCCCCAAGUCAGACGGGCCUGGUGAGGAGAUCCAGGACAGAUAGCAUGGCAACGACGUCCCCCGGGAGGAAGUUCACAUCCUGUCGAAUAAGAACAGCCAGCGAGGGGGACGGGAGCGUGACCCGGCCCGUGUCCAUGUCUAUAUCUGUGAAUGGAAGCCCAACAAGUCCGAACUCGGGGAAUCUCAGCAGGUGCAACACCCUCAGCAGCGGGCGCACCUGCAGGAUGCUCGAAUCCUCCUCCAACCUGCAUCACAGCCGCUCCAUGCCGGUGUCCAACUCCCCACCAGCUGCCUCCAGCCCCAUCAGCAUGUCUCCCAGAGGGGGGGCGAGCAUCUGCACUCCAGAUAAAGCAAGACGACCCUUCAGCUGCAGCGCCUCCAUCUCUGGCUCCCUCAGCGACACUGGUUUCAUGCUCUGUGACGACUACAGCUCCAGCCCAGGUGACCCUAAAUUCCUCCCCCUAACCCGCAGUGACACCCCCGACUCCCUGUCCAGCACUCCUCCUUCCCGUGACAUUAGCGACCCUUGUGGCUACAUGAUAAUGGAGGGGUCCGGCAGCAGCAGGUCUGGGCUCGGCGGAGAGGGUCUUGUAUACGAUAAGGCGUACAGGAAGAGGACGCACUCCCUCACAACGCCUCGCCAACAGAGGGUCGUGGCGCCGCUGUCCUCUGCUUCCUUGGAUGACUACACUCUCAUGAGGAUGGCCCACGGGCAGAACUCUCACUCCGCCUCACCCAAAGUGUGCUACCCAGAGGAUUACGGUGACAUCGAGAUCGGUUCAUCCAGGAGCUCCAGUAGUAACCUUGGAGACGAUGGCUACAUGCCAAUGACACCAGGUGUGGCCUCCCAGUCAGCUAAGGUCGACAACUAUGUCCCCAUGAGUCCUAUGUGCGUCUCAGCUCCCAAGCAGAUUGUGAACCCUAGGGUGCACCCGCAGGCGGUUGCCAGCGGCGGCUACAAGACCAACUCUCCCUGCAGCAGCUCACUGGAGGACAACGGCUACAUGAGAAUGUGGUGUGGAUCCAAGUCCUCCAUUGAGAGCCCAGACAGGAACGGCGAGUACAUGAAUAUGUCACCUGGAAACCCACCCCAACUCCAGACGCCCCCUGACUACUACUUGGGUCUGCUGGCUGGUGAACCCGCGUCGGUUCGGCCGUCCUAUCAGGCCGGUUCUCUCACGCUACCUGCUAAACUCCAGGCCUCCAAGAACGACGAAAGCAACCAGUACGUGCUGAUGAGUCCUCAAAGUUUGAGACAGAGGGUGGGGGAGUCAGACUAUUACUCAGUGAUGCACCCCAGCCAGACCUCACCACUGAGCCCCUCAGUCCCUUCCCCAAUCAGGCAUGGCCGAGCGGAAAGCCUCCCCUACAGAGGGAGAAUGGGCAGACCCAACAGACUUUCUCUGGACACCCUGAGGACCCUACCCAGCAUGAAUGAACACCCCCUUCCCGGGGAACCCCGCAGCCCCGGCGAGUACAUCAACAUCGACUUCAGCAGCGCCAGAUACUCCCCGCCCUCCACUGUAUCCACUGAAAGCAGGUCUUCAUCACUUGGAUCCAGCGGCGGGGGACCAGGGCGGUCUUCUCUGUCCGACUACAUGAACCUAGAGCUGGGCUCACACUCACCCAAAGAGGCUGACACUCCCGCUGAGCGCUUGGACACACUGCAAGAGUUGUCCAUGUGCUCGGAGGAGGACGGAGUGUACCAUCUGGACCACGAGAAAGGAUCUCAGGGCCUGGGUGGUGAUGGGAAAAACGAGUACACGGAGAUGACUUUUGGGAUGACCAGCUCGCCUCCUCAGCUUGUUCCUCAAAACGCAGCUAGGUAUGUACACCAGAAGUCAAUGAAUGAAUGAAUUAAAAGUGCCAUAAUCUGAACACCAUUGAUGCUGAUAAUGCGAGUGGAGAACUGAAAAAUGAUCUUCUGUAAUAGAUUCUUACUGCUAUAAACAGGAUUGAACUUGUUACUAAGUUAAUGCACUUUAUAGUAUAGCAAUAUGCUGUGUGUAAAAACUAGGGGUCGACUGAUAUCAGUUUUUCAGGGCCGAUACUAAUACUAAUAAUUGACUGAUAGCUGAUAUUUGGAACUGAUUUGCAUUUGCGGUGGAAAUGAAAAUUUAGCUUUGAAUAUGACCAACUCCAUUUAAACUGAAACUUUCAACAUCGAAUUCGGGAGGUUGCCAGGUUUGAAGUAUCGGGCCAUAGAUAGAGUGAAUGGAGCUAAUCAGGUUGAGUUGUGUGUGUGUGGGGGGGGAUAUUAGCCCAGACAGAGUGGCGAGGUGGUGCACUAUUUAGUUAAUUGAUUGUGUUGUUAACCAGUAAAAUACAACGCCAAUGCAGAUAUCGGUCACAGGAAAGUAUCGGCCUGAUUAUGGGCCGAGCUGAUAAUCAGUCGACCCUUAUUUUGUUUGACGUAUGAAAUUAAAAAGAUUCUUCCUGACUUCUUCCAUCAGCAGCCAGAUAAUUAGGGAGCGGAGACUCUCUCUGGAGGACCAGGGUGUCCCAAAGAGCAUUGGAGUCUUCCUGCUCGGCGCCCCCUCUCCCUCCACACUGGACCCCGACUGCUCUGCCAAGGUAAUCCGCGCCAACCCGCAGGGACGCCGGCGUCACAGCUCUGAAACCUUCUCCGCCACCGCCACUGCCACCGUGACGCCGGUCUUCCCCUCCUUCGCCCGGGGGGACGCGGUCAAGAGGCACAGCUCGGUGGAGAACAUCUCAUCCCGGAGCAGCGAGGGCUCCGACGAGGAGUACGGCAGCCCCGUGAACCAGCAGAGCUCGGCGGGGUACCCUAACGGACUGAACUACAUCGCCUUGAACCUACUGGACAACAGGGACGUGGAGAAAUGCGAGAACCUGGCAGGCUUCAAACCGGCCAGCAGCUGCAAAGGUGGCAUCAAUGGAUUACACAGCUCACCAUAUGUGUGUUUGGGAUUCAAGGAGGCUGCAACUACUGCCAAAGGUGAGUGAGUUUGAUGUCAGCUGUUUUACCGCUGAAUUCUUUCCUUUGCAGGUGUUAUUGUUUUCACGCAGGAAACUUUGCAUUUGCGGUAUGUGAAACAUCCUAUUUUUAAAAUCAUACAAAAAAAGACAGGGGUUUGGUUGAGCUGAAUGAGGAAACAGCUGCGCUGGUAGUCAAAUGAAGGGAGAAAAAAAACAGAGAUGAAAGCAAACCUGCAUUUCCUGUUAAUUCAAAUCCACAGUGUCUCUGUGGAUUACAAACAACAUGAGUAGGUGGUGCUGAUGUGGCCUUAAGCUGCGAGGUUUAAGAAUAUACAGGUUCUGCAGCAUUUCUUUUCUUUUUUUUUGCACAUUUCCCUGAUAAACAAGAUUGCAACACAACAUUCAAAAAACAGAGGAGUGGAUCAGAUUACGCUUUGAUUCAGUUGAUCCUUUGCUGCUUCUUUCAAAAUCAUUCAUAUUUGGUAAUAGCUGCGUUUUUCUGCGGCAUGUGAACGCAGCACGAGGCUGCUAUGAAACGUGACCAGGCUGAGAGCUCUGAAGUAAACAAGCACCAUGACAGAGCAGGACGCUGCCUCGCUGCUCCUGCUCCUGCUGCUGCUGUCGUGGGCUGUGGACGCUAAAAAUACUCGAGCAGAUUUUAGGAUUCCGCCGACGCUUGUUGUGAAUGAAAGUUGUUUGUGCAUAAAGCAAAAAUGAAACGCUGAAUAGACCCUGGAAAUACAGCCAGCGUUUAAUUAUAGCCCGUGAAACGAUUUUACUAUUAAGUGUUACGAAAUCUGUAAAGCUCAAGGAAUGCCUCAGAGUGAAUAGGUAAUGUCACAACAAGCUGCAGGCAUUUCCGGCUGUUGUUUUUCAGUUGGGUAGGCUUUAGGAUGUGUUGCACAUCAAUAUGACCUCUAUAGACCCCUUAUUCCCACCACGCCGUGAUCAAUACCCCCCUCCGAAAAUAACAAAACAAACGCUGUGACGCUGGAUGCAGACGGCGUAAACAAAGCGGUCAGAGGCGGCAGAUUGUUGACACAAAAGCCAAGUUUGACUAUCUGUCCCCUCACCUACAGUGAGCUCAAAUGUGUUUGUGAGCACACAGAAGGGGGUGGGAGCAGGGGAGGGGGGGAGGGAGGACUCCUACGCUGACAUGUGAGGCCCCAGCACAAGUGGAUAUGUGUUUGUGUCCUUGUAGGCAGCAAGAGAGGGGAAAACAACAAAGUGGGCGAGUUGCUAUGCAGCCAUCAGGUAACUGGAUGUCACGGUCUGCAUUCCUGGCAGAGCGGGGUUUGAAAAGUUCCUGUGAGAGGGGGCCUGUUUUUGUCCUCGGCUCUGGGCCACUUUGAAUAGAAAGUGGCUUUUAUUUCACCGCGAGGGCUCCGUGUGUGGGGAGAGAAGUUAUGUUACGUUUCAUCUUAACACACUGAACACAGAAAUGAUUAAAAAAUCACUCGUAAUAAAGUCGAUUUGAUAAUAAAGGGGCAUUCCACGGAGGCUAAGGGAGAGAUUUACCAUUUUAUGUGUUAAUAUUUUGCUUCCCUCUGUUCUGGAGUUGAGGACGUAUUUUUCAGCCUCUUUUUUUAAGUUGAAAAGGAGGUAAAUGAAGUCAAUAAUGGUCUAGUGCUUCCUUUCAAACCCUAGAUUAACGUCAAAAGGACGAAUAACAACAUGUGGGCACACUCGGUUUGUUUUUGUCCGAGCAGUGUGGGCUCGCACGUGUUCCUCCCUCAUGCUUUGUCAGAGUACAAACAUUUUAUUGGCGCUAAUAAAGCUCGCUGAAUGUAAAUGAAUAGGGAGAGGGAAAGGAGAAGACACAAGCACAUACAUGUGGACUCUCGCACGUACGCAUGCAGAGCAGCGAGGGGUGUUUUUCUCUCUCAGGGAUCUUUUUUUUUUUUUUUUUUUUUUUCCAGUGGCGUUGCCUGCAUCCGUGAACACUUGGCAGAGAUGCGCAGAGAGAGAGAGAGAGAGAGAAAAAGAGGGAGAGAGAAACGACUGUUUUGUUUUCCAGUGCUGCUUGCCUGCCUGUUUGUGGAAGAGCGAAUGAAUGCGUGCAUAAUGGGGCAGCAUGGCACGUGCACUCCGCUGCCCUUCUGCCUCAUUAGGCUGUUCACUUAGCAGAAGUAAGACAAGCAGAGAGAGAGAGGGGGGGGGAGAUGGAGCACAGCCUUGUAAGCUCAGUAGGAAAAAGAGGAGGUGGUCGAAGAGGAGGAGGAGGAGGAGGAAGGGGGCUUGGGCUUUUUACAGCAACAAACAAACUCAUUGGUGAGGUGCAUUCUGGGAGCCCAGAAUGGCAGACCUGAUGGCUUGUUUACUGAACACUCAGUCCUGCUGCUGUGUGGCGAAGAGAGGUGAAGGAGGUCGAAGUGCUUGGUGAGGGUUCCUGGCGCCGAGCCCGACUCACGGACAGCUUUGAUUUCAUGUUUAUCAGGACGUCACGCUGGGAGCUCGGACUAUGACCCAAAAGUCUGCCAGUUUCAUUCCCAGCCAAACCCCCCUCCACUGUUUGUAUUUUUACCCAUUUUUGGUUCAGGGGGACUCCUUGGAGUUUGUCAGGAUCAAAGUAAUGUACCGCUUAACCUCAACUGGCCCUUGGAAUUUAGCAUUGGCCCCCGGACCCAUGUGACAGCCCCCUCGGUGAGAAACGUGACUGCACCUCCUCAAGUCAACAAAACCCAAGUCAAGAGCUUUUGACAGCUGGAUGCUCUUUUAUCCUUUUUUUUUUUUUUGGGUGUUCCACCUGGAGUCAGCUUAGUUAGCUUAAUGCCCGGCAUCAGGUGUUUGUUUACCUUGUUCUGUCAGCAGAACAGGAUCCCAUGUGACUCCAAGGUAGUGUUUACCUCCUUUCGAACCCAAGCUGCUUGCCUCCUCUGGUUGCCCUGGCUAGCCGCAGCUCAGCCAGAUGGAUGUUCUGUACCAGACUCAGAUUAGCCGAGUCAGCCGUCUCUGUUUGUUUCCUUCGCUUGUCUUAUAAAUACCUUUAUCUGACGGCUGAUGCCUCUGAGAUGACUAAAGACGCUCUAUUAGUGGAGUAAGAUUAUUCCCAGUACAUCUCGGUUAAUAUGCCGCUAAUCAUUUCAUCUUGGCAGCACUGUAGGUAGAAGACAAGAGUAGGGCUUGGCGAUAUGGGAAAAAGUUUAUCACGAUAUACUUCUUUCAUAUCAGUCGAUAUCAGUAUAUAUCACGAUAUAAAAAAAUUACUUGUCAAUCUUAAAUGAAAUUUGACAGUGCUAUGUACAAGGGCCCGACCGAUUUAUCGGCGAGCUGAUUAAAUCGGCCAAUUUUAGUCCGUUUGAGACUAGUCAGUAAUCGGCCAAAACUCGCCAAUUUUCACCAAUAUUUUCAGAAAUAAAAUGCGGAGAAUAAGAUUCAGUUUCACUUCGAAAGUAAGUAACUAUACAAAAUAAGUCACAAGUUUCAGUUCAACCCACUUCACGAUGUUCCCCGCUUUGCUGGUCUCGGUCACGCCGAGUUAAAGGUGAAGCACCAUGUAAUAUGCAAGCUAAAGUUAGAGUUAGCCAUCUGCUAUUAGCCUUGCUACACUGUUAGCCGUUCCAGUAACGGUAGAAUAAACAACAGUACACAUUAUAUGAUCGAGCUACUUCUCUUACUGAGGCAGCUGCUGGUCCGAGUUUGAUCAGUCGGUCUUCCUGUCAGCAUGAAGAGCAGUAGCCGAUCUACAGUAUAUCGUAUACUGUAGAUAUCUACAGUAUAUAUAUAUUUUUUAUAACUUAAUAAAAAAAUGUAAAAAUCACCUGAUUAAUUGGUGAUCUGAUUUUUUCCCCUAAUAAUCAGCCCCAAAAAAUCCAUAUCGGUUUGGCCCUAAUAUCAUUAUCGUAUUAUCGUUUUAUCGCCUCGCCCUAGACAAGAGGGUAGGGUUUGUGCAGUUGGUCUGAUACAGACACCAGGAUAGGGAUUGGCUCCAGUUGACCUUAAAAGUGGCGUUUGAUAUCUCAGAAUCAAUGCACGCAUAUUUUUCCUUAAUCUAUAAUCUUCUGAUACCUAAGGAGUUCUCAGUAUCUUCAAGAAAAACAUAAGGGGGCUUCAAGACUCGAGGAGCCCCGCUGUGACACUCCGAGUCCCUCCUGAGUGCUUGUGGCAGAUGGUCACUCUCUGGAGGGCAAGUGUGUGAGAGUGUGUGCGUAUAGUUGUGGGGUGAGGAGGUAGAAAGGAGGGGUGGGGGGGGGGUUAAACACCUGCCAUGCUGCACUAUCCUCUCACGCAAACCUUCUCAUUACACCAAUUUCCUUUCCUAUGCCCACUCUAGCACGUAAAUACACACGGCUAUAUCGCUCUUCCGAGCAAACACACACAUCCCCACCUACUCACUAUCCCUCUGCUAAUGACGGCCCACCAUCUGCCGCACCCACGGGCUGCACAGAGCAUGACCAUCAGCAUCAUGCGUGUGCGCGCAACUGUGUGUGUAUGUGUAAUUUAUCGGCCAGAUUAGAGGCAUUCGUGUCCAUCUGCACAAAUCCCACUUCCUCCUAACGUCAUUCAGAGAGUAGUAUUUUCAAUGAUGUCAUUGCAAAGAGAGGAGAGGAGGCAGUGGGUGGAUCUGAAAAACGCACCCGGAGCGAGUUACGUAGAAAUGUGUUAUUUACAUUUCCUGUGCAGUGAGCGAAAGAGGUCUUGCCGCACAGCCAUGCAUCCCUAACUCGCUCUGAGCAUGCUCAGUUGGCGCUUUGAGGGGAGAGGGAACAGAGGAAGUGAUUUGUUCCCAGAUACACAAUGAGAGAAUGAGAGAAUCAACCGAAAAAUAAACAUUUAGAGAUUUAGUAUCUGUACAUCAUGUUAUUAAAUGAUACUGGAAAAACCUGCGUGGAAAAGGGACACAGCUGAAGACCAGCACUGCAUGGUUUUGAUCUUAGCAUCAAAAUUAGACACGACUCUGUAGUGGAAGUCACCGCAUCAGCUCAUUAAAACCACUCCCUGCAUCUCCAAAUGUGUGUCAAAGCUAAAAGCGAGUCGAUACUCCAAUCCCAUCUUCUGCUUUUAAAGAAAAGUAGCACCACCCACUGUCGAACCACCCAAAAGGGCGACACCUGAUUGAACCCAUCAUCCUAAGUGUCCAAUCCCUCGCCGCUAAACAAUUCAUUUACUCCCUCGCCAGCGUGCAUUGCAGCUAAGAUCUGGCAGACACAACAAAGCAGUGGCAGGAAAUCCAGAAAUGCCAUGUUACUUGAUAUAUAGAGAACAAACAUGCACACGUAACACCGCAGGGCUCUUGUGUCAGAGUUUCCAGGCAGAGUGUAUGUGCAUGUGUGUGUGUGUGUCAUGCCACAAGGGAGGAGGGGGGCUAAAGUAGGGCGGGAUGUUCCAGACAGGAGCGCUCACUGCUAGAUAACUGCGUGGCCAGCGUUCCCCACAUUUAGCCAGCCACGGCUCCAGAUGAGAUUACAGCCUCUACAGGCGAGAUUAGACGGCCAGGGGUAGAUCAGCGAUGGUCAGUGGCUUCUCCGCAGACAGCAGCUGGGUAAUACGUAACGCAAGGUGUGUGCAUAUGCGCCGUCUGACCUGUCCAGAUUGGGCUUGUUAUCAAAAUCAUCCGCGGAAAUAGAGGAGAAAUUUACGUGGAAAUCGGCCACGGGAUUAUACCUGUGGGGCCCUGAGACAAUGUUCCCAAACAGUAAUAUUCUCUCAUUCAUUGAUCCACUUUGUCCCCAAAAAUAGUCAGGACGUACAAGGGGAUUCAGGAUAUUUUGAUAUUACAUAAUAGAAGAUAUUAAAUCCUUAGAUUUAUCAAAGGAUUAAGUGACUUAGCAUACCUUAUUAAACUACCCUUUAUCCUGCUCUGUUUGUCAUUUUUAAAGUGUUUUUUUAUGGGGUCUUUUUCUUAAAUCUGUAUUGAGUAGGAGUCCUAAAAUUGCUUCCCUUCACUUCCAGUCAUUUUGAGGUGGUUAGCCAUCUUUUUCUGAUAAUUGCGACCUUUCCCUCGUGAGAUUUCCUCCUGAAAGCAUGCUCCGAGGCCCUUUUCUCACCCCUCUGUAUGUACAUCAAGGAUGCAUCCGCCACUCUGUUACAAGCUGGUCCGCCUCUGCUCGGCUUGUGUCCAUAGCAACGCGACAGGAGACCCCCAACCCCCAUCCUUCUACAUCCCAGAUUAUGUAAUUAUUGCAGACCAGGCUUCCUCCCCCCCUCGGCCUGUCCGUCCGUCCUCUAAACGCUUCCCGGGCAAAACAGCUGGUGCGACAAGAAACGACACAUCUAACUAAAGCAUGAUGGGAUUGGAGGGCUCAGGUGGAAGGGCGGCGAGUCCAGGUGCAGCCCAGUUGGCCGACUGGAAAAGAUUAUAGCUCAUGUAUAUACAGGAGAGUAUGCACGCUGCAAAAAUAAUUAAAACGACCCUGAAAAGACCCUCAAACAAAGUCGACACGACUAAAACCUCGGCUUAUUCAACGAGUGUGCGGUACUCUCUGUUCUUGUUACCCAAGCUGUUUUGCCCACCGUCUCCUUGUUAUUCUGAGACAAGUACAAACUUAAUCUGUAAACGACUUCACGCCGUACAGUACAACACACUGUUCUCACAACCAACAUGUUUGCUGCCUGAAAGCCAAGCAUUGUGUGCUCCAGCGUCACUUAUUGGAAAAUAUUGCGGCUACGAAUCACAGCUUUCUCACUUUAUUUUUACAGUCAGGAGAGAGUGAUCAUGAGCUCUUAAAACAUUCCUUCUCUUUACGUAAGUUAAUUGGAGCUCAAUCAUUCAGAGCCAUUAGAUGUCCUAAGAUUUUAUAGAAACACCCUUGAGUCUGGAGCUUGUGAAGCAGUGUACUUAAAGGUAUAUUACGGCGUAAAAUUAACUUAAGGUCAAACACACCGUAACACCGAGUUAGACACCCCUUCAAGAGAUGAAUGUUGCCGACCGCUUGCUUCUCUAGUUAUACCAACUUUAGUAACGACCGCACGAUAGCAAUACACAGCCGUCUGAGGAGCCAUAAACAAACCUCAACCAAAACGCCACUCUAUAGCCACAAAUAAUACUCAGAACAGCACCUAACUUCAUCAACUGUACAUGUAGGGUCCUAGCCAUAGUACUAGCCACCGAACUUCUUUUUAGCUUUGCCUAAUUUCUUUGGCAAAGAGACUAAACACAACUCACCUACUCUCCUCCAGCAACCGCUUGUUUGUAUGGGGAGCCCUGAUGAGGCGAUCACCAAGUGCAGCGGAGUUUCGCAGCUCAAGGAAGAACAUUUAUGAUUAUUACCUAAUAGAAAUGCAAUCAGAGUUCUUGUGUAUCUUGAAUUUCAGUUUAAUUAUUGAGUGCUGGCCAGGAAAUGAGCGCAGAUGAGCAUAGCAUUUUUAACUUCCCUUCUUUACGUUCGUGCUGUCUCCUCACUCUUCAUGAGAUAAACAAUCGCGUUUGACUUCAUGUAAAAUUUCGUGUUUGUUUACGCAAGUUUCCCCUGCAAAUAUGCAAAGUUAAAAAUGUUCAUCUGCACCCCACUGUAGCUUUAAGUUCUUAUAUAUAUCAGUUUUUUCUUUAUUUCUUGAGAUGAGUGUUUUCCUUGACUGCAGAAUGGAAAGCAUUUGUUUGUCUUUAACCCCUGAGUGUAAACAAAACCUCUGUUUACACGAAAAACACACAGUACGGCUUUAAGUUUCACUGCAUUUUACAUUCAUACAUAUGAAUGAAUGGAUGGAAAUGUCUCUGUAAGGCUGUAUCUCAUAGUAGAUGUUGCUGUUUAAUGGUAUUAGAUUUGGUUUUUGUGCUGGAACUACUUAAAUAAUGGAUAUUUCCACUAAUGCACCUCUUCCUUUCUUGUCGUCUCUUUCAGACUGAAGGACCCCUCUCUCCUCAGACUUGGCGUCUUCACUGAACUGCUGCUUGAAAAGAAAAGAAAAAAAAACAAAAAACGAGACAAACGAAGAACUCAGCCCUGCCACUGGGCUCCAUCGCCCUAAAAGACUGUCUGGACCCUCAGUGACACUCACACACAAAUGCAUACACACACACACACACACACUCUGGAAACAAGCAGGUCACCAUCUAUGCAUGUUAUGAAUUUCCCUGAAGGCACGACAGGUGUGUUUGUGCACCGGUGUGUAUUGUGUAUCGGUGCGUCUCAUGUUCCCGGCACUUUCAGGGGGGCCAUUUCUGCUCUGACCCAAAUUUUGGCCCAAGCACAGAAGCAAAGAUAGUCAAGACAAUAACAGGACUCCUAAUGGCACCCAGAUACUAUUUAUUUACUUGAGGGCAGUUUCACGACUGCCUGUGUGAGUGAGAGUGUGUUACAGUACGACCAACUGGUGUGUCAGUGGAAAGCUACUACAAAAACAGCCUAGGGAGUGAUGAUACCAAGGUACACUGAGUAAAUAACUAUAUUUAGAUUAGAUAUUUUAUUUAUUUUUGAAAGAUGAAUGUCUGAUAAGACCUACCCGAUGCCUUAAUGUCUAUACUGUCCUUAUGUUUUCUAUGAAAUAAGAGAUAAAUAUUCUAUUUCAGUAUGUCUGUUUGGACCUGCAUCUCUAUAUUGUUAUUCUGUUGUGGAAAGUAAAAAGCCUAGCUUAAAAUAAAAACAAAAAAAAUCCAGAAAUGUACGAAACAGUGGGGCUGUUUGAGGUCUGAUUUAUCGUAUUAAUAUUAAAGUAUUUUCUUAAUUAAUAAUUUCUUAUUUAUUCUAACCUAGUUUAUUUUUGUCCAAUCAAAGAGCUGGACUUAAAGAAAUAUAUUUCUAAUUGUCUUUAAUUAUGCAUGUCUUUAGCUCAGAUCCCACAACACCAGGCAUCUGAAUGCACUGUACCUCCCACCGUUCCUCAGUCACUUGAGCCUGAAAACCUCACACACUCCUACCUUCGAACCUUCAGCCUGCUGUGAUAUCAAAACUGUCGAGUUUAUGUGACAUCAGAGGGGUGGAGCCAGCAAAAAAACAAAAAGAAAAAAUGGCGAGGUUGGGGCACAGUUGAGACGGUUUCCGAUCAAGCGGUGAGGGCUGGAGUAAAAAGGGGGGGCUGCCAAGAGAAAGUACGGGGAGAGAGGCCAGCAGCUACAUCUGGCACCAUUAUUGAGGUUCACUGGAGGACCAGCUGUGGAGGAAUAUAACUCUAAUUCAGACAGUCCAAAAACCUGAUCCAGCUGUGCAGAGUUAUGUUUUCAAACCUAAAUUAGAAGUUUAGUUUAGCGCACUUAAAAGAAACUUUCAAAACUCUUCCCAAAACUUUGUAAACUCGACAAAUUCAGCUGCUCAUCUUGAUCUCCGCUCUUGGCUGCCAGAUGUUUUGCUCCCGUUUUCCGACUUCCCCGACUCUCGCGGUCUUUGUCAUCCACUGUGCCGACUCCACGUGGCUCACGACCCCUUUAGUGUACAGUAGAUUGUAAAACUUUGAACCAUGUUUGAAUGUAUCGCUGAGCUGGCGGGGAAACACCGCGUAAACACACAGUGUGGGGGGAAAACGGUUUUCACAGAGUCGUGUAAUAUUAGAGCUGUGCCACGCUAAGUUGUGGUAUCUAUUUAUCUUCAGAGUCUUGAAUGUGUAAAUGAUGUACAUAAGAGAGUUUAACUAAAGAAGUCUAUUGAAAAUACAUAGAGGACUUAGAUUUUACCAAUGUUGCAAUGAUAUUCCUGUGUAAAGACUUUGGCUACAGAUUUUUCAAAAAGGGGCAGGGUUUUGCUUUGGGCUUGUACAGUGUAUUGUAUGCUUUUUUUCUCCCUCACAGUCUGACUAUAUAAAAAAAAUACUCUGUCUAUUUUAUUAUAGAGAUCUCUUUGCCUUGUCGACACACUUUACCUAACGGCAUAUGCAAUAGUGACAUGACUACAAGCUAGUUUACAACCGUGGAACCAAAUGUAACAUUGCAUUCAUGACUUUCUUUUUCUCGUCGUGUCGAGCUGAAGCUGUUUUUGUUUUUUGUUCCUUUUUUUUUUUGCUCCUUGUACAUUUCUCUUUCUGCCAAGUGUUUUGUUCUUAACACGUCUCAAAGCACCCCCCCUCCCCCCGUGUGUGUCCAUGUUCGGACUCUGACCCGGAUCGGCUCAGUCUGAAUGUGUCAUUGUCUUCCAUUGUACAUAGUUCAACAUACUGUUCAUUGUGAUGCUCACAAGAGAUGAUUAUAAUGAUUUAUAAAUUCUGGUAGUCGAGUAUUGCUUUUGUCUGUAUUGAUUAUGGAUAGCGACCUACAGAAAUAAAUGAAUUUAUUUAAAGAGGUACA